CUCUCUGCAAGUGCAAGCGGUGGCUCGAUUGAUUUACACGGGAAGCGCUUCCGUAACGUCCUCGAUGAUCUGCGACGAGGCGGGGCCGAGCUGUUUUAUCUUUCGUUUUUUUUUAGGUGCCGUCGUGUCGUGUUGUUUCGCUGGGAGCUGAUCGUGUUCGUAUGGAUGAUGCGAAGAGUCGUGCGGUCGAUUUGGCUUUUGUUGUGAUCAUUUUCGUUCUCCCGUGAAUUUGGGUGGGAGGAGGAGCGGGGAUUCGUUUCUGCGCGUCGAUACUUGUGAAAUUUAAAAUUAGCAAGUGAAAAUUUCUUCGCCUGCCUCGAAAAUUUGAAGCUGUGUUUCCAUUGAUUCAGCGUUGUUUUGCUUGCAUGCAGAUGGAGGAAGAUGAAGAGGAGGAUUCAUGACUCUCCUCUCGAUUCGUCUACUUGCGGGUUCGGUUCUGUGCACAGGGCUCGGAACUUAGGCUAAGAUCGAUUUUAUUAUGGUGAGAGAAAAGAGGGAUAUAAGGCCGAUCCUGCUGAAAUUUGGGGUUGCUUUGGCUCUGUCUUUUGCUGGAUUCCUCUACUCUCGCAUCCGAACCAGGCGAGGCAAGCCCAAGCUGCCUCCUUCGACGGGUAGCUCUUCAGAUCGCGGCGGCGAGGCUCGUUCUGAAGGUCAGAGAACUGGGCUAAAAAAUGAUCUCCAUGCAGCCACUGCGAUUCACGUCUCUCGCAUCACCGCAUCAACAACAGAGGAGAAAAAUGAUGAGACGCACGUACCGAAAGUCUAUAUCGAUCCUUCCAUGGUCAGCCGCUCUCCAAGCAGUGGGAAAAGUGGAGAUAAAGACGGGUAUCUCUUGCCUGAGUUUAAUGAUCUUGUGAAGGAACUUGACUUUGGUAAUUCUGGUGCUGGGAUUUCUCCGAAGAAAGAUAUUGAGACCCCCACGUCUGAUGUGGAAACUCCUCAAUCAUUCUUUUGUACGGAAAGAGAUGUGUAUGAGGGAGAGAUCAAGCACCUGAGGAGCAUUGUCAGAAUGCUUCGAGAGAGGGAAAGAAAUCUCGAGGUCCAACUUUUAGAAUAUUAUGGGCUCAAGGAGCAAGAAGCGGCUGUAAUGGAAUUCCAAAACCGUUUGAAGAUAAACAAUAUGGAGGCUAAGCUAUUCACUCUUAAGAUUGAAUCUCUACAAGCAGAUAACCGUAGGUUAGAGGCUCAAGUGGCUGAUCAUGCAAAAAUUGCGGCUGAACUUGACAAUGCUAGAUCGAAAAUCAAGUUGCUGAAAAAGAAACUGAGGUUUGAAGCCGAGCAAAACAAGGAACAGAUAUUGGCUCUUCAGAAGAGAGUUGCUGCGUUGCAUGACCAGGAGCUCAAGGCCGCAGAAUAUGACAUGAGCGUGCAAUCAAACUUGCAGAAGUUGGAACAACUGGAGCAUGAGGUAGAAGAGUUGAAAAAGUCUAAUCUGAGGUUGCAGCUGGAUAAUUCUGAUUUGCUUCAGAGGCUGGAGUCCACCCAGCUUCUCGCAACCUCUGUUUUGGAAGAUCCAGAGGCAGAAGCAUUGAAGAGACAGAGUGAGCGAUUGAGACGAGAAAAUGAAAGUUUGACAAAAGAAAUCGAGCAACUCCAAGCAGAUCGAUGUGGUGAUGUUGAGGAACUAGUCUAUCUUCGAUGGAUAAAUGCCUGCUUAAGAUACGAGCUUCGGAAUUAUCAGCCACCAGCUGGUAAAACAGUCGCCAGGGACCUUAGCAAAACUCUGAGUCCCCAGUCUGAGGAGAAAGCCAAGCAGCUUAUACUUGAAUAUGCUAACACGGAAGGGAUCACAGAUAAGGCAAUCAGUUCCAUUGACUUAGACUACGAUCAAUGGUCAUCCUCACAAGCCUCGUUUCUGACAGAUUCUGGCGAAAACGACGAUUCAUCUGUUGAUAAUUCUUUAGCCAGCAAGGGAAACACCACCAAGAAACACAAAUUAUUUGGCAAGCUUAGGAGACUGGUCCUGGGAAAAGAUGGUCAGGAUGAUAAUCGCCCUUCAUCAUCAGAAAAAAUCGAAUCCCUGGAAGUGGGCGCGGGUUCGUUCUCUUCUGAUUCACCCCAUUGCAGUUCAAGCGUUUUGACUGGCAUAGAUGCAGGAACCACUUGGCCGAGCAGCAGCAUCACCACUCCAUGCUUGAGUUCCUCUACACAUUCUUUGGACAUCCAUAGACUGAGAAGUUUCAAGUUGGAUGAUGCAAAGGACGUAGAAAAACAUCGUCGAAACAGCGACGUGGGGGUUUCUUACCUGUCCAAGAAAUCCAGUGUAAGCUCGGGAGGUGCUGUGGAUUUGGCUGGAAAUCAAGAAGAAGAUUCAUUUCGGAAGUACGAGCUGGCAAAAUAUGCAAAGGUCCUCAAGGACUCCCGCAGCACGACACCUAAAAGCCAUAGGAAAUCAGCAUCUUUUAGCUCUUUUUGACAUUUAGAAAAUCUCUCUCUCACACUUGUCCAUAUAUACUGAGUCAAUGGGUGAAAAUCCACCGGUCCUUACAUAGAUUCACCAAUGGAAUACGAUCGGAGAAAAGGUAAUUUUGCAGAAUAAGACGGGGCAUUUUUGCAGCGAUCACUGUAUCAUAGAUGAUGGCCUCGGCCUCGUGUGUAAGGAAGAGAUGUUUUGGAACCGCAUUAUUAGCCCCGGUUCCAUUGUGUAAAUAAGACAUUAGAUGAUGGUAAUCUCUCUCAAUUCUGUGUUUGAUUUCGAC
Syzygium oleosum is the source of this 2699-nucleotide messenger RNA. Its product is annotated as protein CHUP1, chloroplastic. The coding region runs from base 479 to 2416 and encodes 645 amino acids. Gene Ontology annotation, cellular component: chloroplast outer membrane. Gene Ontology annotation, biological process: chloroplast organization. Lineage: Eukaryota; Viridiplantae; Streptophyta; Magnoliopsida; Myrtales; Myrtaceae. The transcript is spliced from 4 exons. The record is from RefSeq and is a predicted model, not a curated record.